Messenger RNA from Impatiens glandulifera, 914 nucleotides. RefSeq names its product transmembrane emp24 domain-containing protein p24delta9-like. The record is from RefSeq and is a predicted model, not a curated record. The transcript is spliced from 4 exons. Lineage: Eukaryota; Viridiplantae; Streptophyta; Magnoliopsida; Ericales; Balsaminaceae. Gene Ontology annotation, biological process: intracellular protein transport; Golgi organization; endoplasmic reticulum to Golgi vesicle-mediated transport. Gene Ontology annotation, cellular component: endoplasmic reticulum; Golgi apparatus; COPII-coated ER to Golgi transport vesicle. The coding region runs from base 57 to 707 and encodes 216 amino acids.
UUAGAUCUCUAAUUUCUUGCGAACGAAGGGGAAGCUGAAAUCUAGCUAAGUUGACGAUGAUGAUGAUGAUUGAUAGGUCUAGAGUCGUUUCAAUUCUGUUAGUUCUAGGGUUUCUUUCUAACGUAGCUGAAUCUCUUCGAUUUGAUCUUCAAUCGAGCCAUACAAAAUGCAUAUCCGAAGACAUCAAGUCCAAUUCAAUGACCGUCGGGAAGUACCACGUAGUCAACCCUAACGAAGACCAGCCCCUACCGGAGUCUCACAAUCUCACUAUCAGGGUUACUUCGGCGUCUGGGAACAGCUAUCACUUCGCGGAUCAUGUCACUUUUGGGCAGUUUGCUUUUCAAGCAACGGAAGCUGGGGACUACGUUACUUGCUUUUGGGCUGUUGAUCACAAGCCUCAAGUUACUAUAACUGUUGAUUUUGAUUGGAGGACCGGUAUUUCUGCCAAGGACUGGUCUAAUGUUGCUAAGAAAGGCUCAGUUGAUUCCAUGGAAUUUGAGCUGAAGAAGUUACAUGAGGUGAUUACUUCGAUUCAUGAAGAGAUGUUUUAUCUGCGUGAAAGGGAGGAAGAAAUGCAGGAGCUUAUAAAGAGCACAAACUCGACAAUGGGUUGGUUAAGUUUUCUUUCCCUGUUAGUUUGCCUAUCAGUGGCUGGUUUGCAGUUCUGGCACUUGAAGAGCUUUUUCGAAAAGAAGAAGCUCAUUUAGUGUUUUUUAUAGACCUUUCUUUUUUCCCUCUUUUGUAGUUAGUUUCCACUGAAAUGCUCAUGUUCAAUGUUCUGUCAACAGCAUGUAAAAGAUAACUAGACAUAAUAUUUGGAAACACAUACAUUUAAGGGUUUUGUUUCUCGUUCGGAUGUUGAUCUAGACGGACGAGACCUAUUUGGAAAAUGAACUUGUCUUACCCCCUUUUAC